ACUAAAUUGCUGUAUAAUUUUGCAUUUGUUUAGACGAACCGAUACUGGACACCUUUGAGCUCUCUCCCUCCAUCUCUCUGUCUGCGAUAUCAACUGGUUUCUCGGAAAACCCUCUGGUUUUUCUUCACAUAAUUCAUGCGCUUUCACUAUUCGGUUUUGAGAUCUUACUUCUUUAUUUUUCUUUCAAUUUUUUCUCGGCGUUUCAAGAAGUUACAGAAGAGUUUGAAUUCUAUCUGCCUUCUUCCUUUCACUCUCUUUUUAGGGUUUCGUGUUGACGUAUAGGAUUUAGGGGUGUAUUUCUGAGAGCCAUCGCUAUGUAAAAAACAUAAUCGAGGUGUAAAUAAUACGUGGGAGUCUUCCGAAUUCGAUUCCUAUUGAUUUGGAUUUUGAUUUCGGCAUUCGAUGUGAAGUUAGGGCUUGCCUUUGGAGUGUGGAUUCGUCGACUUGAAUGGUUGAGAACAUGAUUAUCAAACGGACUAUGAAACUUGAAAUGCCUAAUCUGAAGCGGUGCAAGCUCGAAGAUUCCGAUUGGGAGGGAGACGAUGACGAUGACCGCUCUUGUUCAGUGAAUUCGAAGAAAAGGAAACCCAAUGGGUAUCACUCAGUUGGUGGCGGUGAGGUUGAAGAUUGCAGCAACGGCUCAGGUUAUUCCUGUUGGAGCGAAAGCGAAGGAUCGUAUAUGAGCGGAGAGUUCGAGUCGAACUCGAAGCAAUUGAAUAGAAAAGGAGAGGUGCAACAGUGCUCGGAGCGAUUUCGGCCGCCGCUGUUAAAGUCGUCGCGAGGGCGGGUUCAGAUGUUGCCUUCGAAGUUGUAUGACUCCGUUGUGGAUGUAUGGAAGACAGGGGAGUCGAAAUUCAAUAACAAGGAUUCGAGCUUACAAGGGGACGAGAUGGAAUUAAAAGAUACGAAAUUUGUUAGAAAGAGCGAGGAGGACAAGUCAAAGUUGAAAAACUCGAAGCUUUAUCCAAAUGUUGAAAAGGAAGAGGAAGAAAAAGUUGGAUAUGUAGCUUAUAAGAAUUUUUAUCGUAGGAAGCAUUUAAACUCAAGUAGCUCCACCGCAAAAAGCUUUGGUUUGAAUUCUCCAGCGUUGAUAAGAAUGGACACUUAUAAACCCAGGUUUAGUUUUACCGGAAUUGAGCGACUGGCGAAAGGGAAUGCUGGGAAGAGGAAGGAGGUUUAUAAGCCCGAGGACUUUGCUUUGGGUGAUAUAGUUUGGGCAAAGUGUGGGAGGAGAUACCCGACUUGGCCGGCCGUAGUGAUCGACCCCAUAUCGCAAGCUCCAGAAACGGUCUUGAGUUGUUGCGUUCCUGGUGCUAUAUGUGUAAUGUUUUUUGGGUAUUCGAAGAAUGGAACACAAAGGGAUUAUGCGUGGGUGAAGCAGGGAAUGUUGUUUCCCUUCAUGGAAUUCAUGGACAGAUAUCAGGGGCAGACCCAGUUGUACAAGAGCAAGCUGAGUGAUUUUAAGAGGGCAUUGGAGGAGGCAUUGUUGGCAGAAAACGGUAUUCUGGACACAAACCUUGGGGCUGGGGAAAUUGCAAUUCCAGAAGAAAAUCCCAAGGAAAUCCAAGAGGCCACUGCUUCUAAUCUGGACCAGCAAUACUACUCCCAGAAUCAGGAUGAGUAUUAUAAGGAUACAAUACCAUGUGAUGGCUGUGGUUUGUUUCUGCCAUGCAAGACUAUGAAGAAAAUGAAGGGUCCAACUUGCGAGACCCUGCUUUUGUGUAAACAUUGUGCUAAGCUACGAAAAUCCAGACAAUAUUGUGGCAUUUGCAAGAAGAUUUGGCACCAUUCAGAUGGAGGGAAUUGGGUGUGUUGUGAUGGUUGUAACGUUUGGGUGCAUGCUGAGUGUGACAAUAUUUCCAGUGAACUAUUCAAGGAUCUGGAGAGCAUUGACUACUAUUGCCCAGAUUGCAAAGCAAAGUCCAACAAUGAAUUAUCAACUUUGGGAAGAUGCCAGCCAAAAUUGAGCUCUGUUGAAAAUAGGGGAGAAACUGUUUUGCCUGAGAAGGUAACAGUGGUAUGCAAUGGCAUGGAAGGAACUUAUAUUCGAAGACUUCAUUUAGUAAUAUGUAACUGCGGUUUGUGCGGGUCAAAGAAGCAAACACCUAGUGAAUGGGAACGACACACAGGUUGCAGAGCCAAAAAGUGGAAGUAUAGUGUGAAAGUGAAGGGUACAAUGCUAACACUAGAAAAAUGGAUUUCAGAGCAUAAUACACAUGGUAUGGAUCCUCUAAAGCUUGAUAAGCAGCAGUUAUUCACUUUUUUGAAAGAGACAUAUGAGCCUGUCCAUGCAAAAUGGACAACGGAAAGGUGUGCUGUAUGUAGAUGGGUUGAAGAUUGGGAUGAUAACAAAAUCAUCAUCUGCAACAGAUGCCAAAUAGCCGUCCACCAAGAGUGCUAUGGGGCAAAAUCUGUGCAGGAUUUUACUUCAUGGGUUUGUAGAGCAUGCGAAUCGCCUAAUGUCAAGAGAGAGUGCUGCCUUUGUCCUGUAAAGGGUGGUGCUUUGAAGCCAACUGAUGUUGAGACACUGUGGGUUCAUGUAACGUGUGCUUGGUUCCGGCCUGAAGUUGGUUUCUCAAAUCAUGAGAUUAUGGAACCUGCCGUUGGAAUCCUUAGAAUUCCGUCUAAUUCAUUUUUGAAGCGAUGUGUAAUCUGCAAGCAGAGCCAUGGUUCCUGCACACAGUGCUGCAAGUGUGCUACUUAUUUUCAUGCAAUGUGUGCAUCAAGAGCAGGAUAUAGCAUGGAAUUGCACUGCUUGGAAAAGAAUGGGACACAAAUGACCAAAAAGUUGAUAUAUUGUGCAGUCCACAGGGUCCCAAACCCUGAUUCUGUUCUAGCUAUUCAUACUCCUUCGGGAGUUUUUUCCCCUAGAAGCUUGCUGGAGAACCGGAAGGGGUGCUUCCGAGGUUCAAGGCUGGGUUCACUAAAGAAAACUGAACUUCUUGAAUCUCCAAGCUUAGAGAGUAAUGAGUUUGAGCCGCUCUCUGCUGCAAAAUGCCGCAUUUUCAAAAGAUUAAGGAGCAAGAGGGCUGAAGGGCAGCCGAUAUUUCAUCGACUAAUGGGGCCAAGCCGUCAUUCUUUAGAUGAGAUAAAUAGCUUGAACACAAAUAAUGGGUUAGAAAAUCCUAAGAUUUUCACUUCCUUGAGGGAACGACUUCACCACUUACAGAGAACUGAAAAUCAUCGGGUUUGCUUUGGUAAAUCUGGUAUACAUGGAUGGGGUCUCUUUGCACGAACGGACAUUGAAGGAGGAGAAAUGGUGGUUGAGUAUCGUGGUGAGCAGGUGAGGCGCAGUGUUGCAGAUCUGAGGGAGGCAAAGUACGGAUUAGAAGGCAAAGAUUGUUAUCUUUUCAAGAUCAGCGAGGAUGUUGUAAUUGAUGCCACAGAUAAAGGGAAUAUAGCACGGCUAAUCAACCACUCGUGCAUGCCCAACUGUUAUGCGAGGAUCAUGAGUUUGGGUGAUGAGAGCAGGAUAGUUCUUAUUGCAAAGACCAAUGUUUCUGCCGGUGAAGAACUAACGUAUGAUUACUUGUUCGAUCCGGAUGAGCGUGAUGAGUUGAAAGUUCCUUGCCUCUGUGAAGCUCCCAAUUGUAGGAAGUUCAUGAAUUAAGUUGCGCAUUCUUUUUAGUCUUCAAGGAGCUAACCCAUCUCCUAACCGAUGAGCAUUCGUUCAUUAAUAUUUUCCUUUUCCUUUUUUUUUUUUUAAAGUGAGCUUGUAAUU
Messenger RNA from Juglans microcarpa x Juglans regia, 3721 nucleotides. RefSeq names its product histone-lysine N-methyltransferase ATX3-like. Lineage: Eukaryota; Viridiplantae; Streptophyta; Magnoliopsida; Fagales; Juglandaceae. Gene Ontology annotation, molecular function: protein binding. The coding region runs from base 449 to 3610 and encodes 1053 amino acids. Gene Ontology annotation, biological process: regulation of transcription by RNA polymerase II. The transcript is spliced from 23 exons. The record is from RefSeq and is a predicted model, not a curated record.